AAUACGACAAUUUUAGAAAUAUUGAAGAAGUUGGUAAAGGUGGAUUUUCCGUAGUGUAUAAAACAUUAUAUGGAAUGUCCUUUGGAACGUAUGAAGAAGUUGCAAUCAAGAUAAUAAAAGAUUCACAUAAAAAUAAACAAAUAUUUUUAAACGAGAGAAAAUACAAAUCUAUCAAAGUCAUAUCUAAAAACUCAAAUGCUAGAAUUUAA
Messenger RNA from Cetraspora pellucida, 209 nucleotides. Lineage: Eukaryota; Fungi; Glomeromycota; Glomeromycetes; Diversisporales; Gigasporaceae. The record is from the annotation of a GenBank genome assembly.